Dentiscutata erythropus is the source of this 197-nucleotide messenger RNA. NCBI's taxonomy places the organism in Eukaryota, Fungi, Glomeromycota, Glomeromycetes, Diversisporales, Gigasporaceae. The record is from the annotation of a GenBank genome assembly.
AGUGCCGAUAUGGUGAGCGCGAACGGGAACGGCGGGGUGAACGGGAACGACGGGGUGAACGAGAGCGACGGGGUGAACGGGAACGACGGGGUGAACGGGAACGUCGGGGUGAACGAGAACGUCGGGGUGAACGAGAACGACGAGGUGAUCGAGAACGGCGGGAAGAACGAGAGCGAGAACGACGAUAUGGAGAGUAG